GCCAGCCUCAAGAUGGCCGCCUUGUGGCGUUUCUGGCGCUGUUGAAUGGAGAAAUCUUUAUUGUUCCCUUCGGGCAGGAGUGUUCGUGUCCUCCAUGGCGCUGUCAAUAAAGAACGGCAGUUUGAAUCGGUGCUGAACAGGAUCUAGCGCUGAUCCUCACAAAGCAGGUUCUGGAAGAAGAGAGGAAGAGACGGCCUCGCGGCAGAGCCGAUCCGAUGGAGCUCCCCAACUACAGCCGGCAGCUGCUCCAGCAGCUCUACACACUGUGCAAGGAGCAGCAGUUCUGUGACUGCACCAUUUCCAUUGGGACCAUUUACUUCAGGGCCCACAAACUUGUCCUGGCCGCUGCCAGCCUCCUCUUCAAAACCCUGCUGGACAACACAGACACCAUCUCCAUCGAUGCAUCCGUGGUGAGCCCCGAGGAGUUCGCCCUCUUGUUAGAGAUGAUGUACACUGGCAAACUACCUGUGGGCAAGCACAACUUCUCCAAAAUCAUCUCUUUAGCCGACAGCCUCCAGAUGUUUGACGUGGCUGUUAGUUGUAAAAAUCUCCUGAGUAGCCUUGUAAACUGCUCUGUGCAGGGUCAGGUGGUGAGGGAUGUCUCCGUGCCACCCUUGGAGUCAUUCAGGAAAGAGUCGGAGAAGCCUGAAGUAGAAGUCCUUUCUUCAGAGGGUGCGGGAGAGCCCUCCUCCCCGGGGGGUUCCACCCCGGUGAAGGCCGAGACGCAGGAAGCCGUCCCUACGGUUGCACAAGAGAUGAGUGUGGGGCCUUCCCCUGCCCAGGAGCUUCAGGGGGAUGCAGACGCGCCAGUGGAGACUCCUCUCACUGCGGAGGUCUGUCCUUCCUCCCCUGUUGUACAAGCCUCCAGUGAGGCAAAGGAGGCCAGCACAGAACCAGAGUAUGAGACAAAACACUCGCAGAUGAAUUUUCUUCUAGAAAAUGAAAGUAUCUUCUCUGACGCACUCUUGGUUACCCAGGAUGUUUUAAAAAAACUAGAGGAAUGUUCAGAAAUUAAAGGUAUACAGAAGGAGACCAUGAUGGGAUGUCUUGUGGGUGCAGAAGGACAUUCAGCAUUCCAGAGAAUCCUGGAUAAAGUAAGAGAUGAGAGCCUGGAUGUUCCGACGGUUGUGUCCCUGCUGAGGCUGUACCAGGAUUCUAAUCCUGCAGUGAAGACAGCACUGUCAGGUGGAAAGCCAGAGGAUGUGGAAGCCGUGCAGCCAAGAGGGGGGAGCACAGGAGCGGGAAAGACCUUGUCCGCUCUGUUACUAGAACACAAAGAGGACCUGAUCCAGUGUGUAACCCAGCUGAGACCUAUUAUGGAGUUCCUGGAAACAGCCACAGAGGAAUUCCUGCCCGGCACUGAGAAAAGGGUGAUUCUGAAUUGCUGUGAGAGCGGAACACCCAAGGAGACGAUAGAAAAGUUGUUGCACAGAAUGUCUGAGGAGAGGACCCUGACUGCGGAGAGUUUGGUAAAAGUCCUUCAGGCUGUGAAGAUGGCGUUCCCGGACUUGGGCCUCCUGCUGGAGAAUUUGCAGAAACUAGCCACUUUGCCGAGCACCCCAGUGCAAGUGAGCCCUGAAGAUUACGGGACUGAGCUAUUGAGACGCUAUCACGAAAACCUCUCUGAGAUUUUCACAGACAACCAGAUGUUAUUAAACAUGAUCCCGCACCUGAAGAGUUUAGCCCCUGGAGAAAGAGAGGUCAUGGAGACGCUGGUGAAACGUGACUCUGGUUCGGGUGGUUUCAGUUCUUUGAUGUCAGCAGUUCUAGAAAAGCAGACUCUCUCCGCGACAGCCGUGUGGCAGCUGCUGCUGCUGGUUCAGGAGACAAAGGCCUGCCCGCUGAGCCCGCUCAUGGAGGAAAUGCGAAGGGAGCCGGGCGCCGGCGCUUUCUUCCGGGCAGUGACCACCCCGGAAAGUGCUGCCUUAGGAACCAUCCUGAGGCACCGCACGGUGAUCCUGGAGGCCAUCCAGCACACGCUUGAACUCAAGGGCUUGACCUCAGAGGAAGAGCGCCUGGCGGAGGCUGUGAAAGAGAUUCUGAGCAUCCCCUCUGAGACAGCCAGCCCUGAAGCUUCCCUGCGAGCAGUGCUGAGCAGAGCCACAGAGAAGUUGGUGUCGGCCACUGAGAUGUGUCAGCUCCUAUGCAGCGCCCGCCGCUGCUCCCCAGGCCUGCAACCUGUCGUGCAGGAGUUAGCACACACUGGUUUCCUUACUCAGGAAAAUGGAGAGAAGGACAGGUGGAAGGUGAGUAAUAAAUUUCACCUGGAAGCCAACAACAAAGCUGAUGCAAAGGCAGCUGAGCCCAUUGAAGAAGACUGCCAGUCCCGGAAGCAGAACAACCAAGGGGAGGCUCGUUCCUUGCCAGAACAAGAGAAAGAUACUUCUGCCUCCCCUGACUCUGCCAAGAAGAGCUUUGUGUGUAAGGCCUGUGACAAGAGCUUCCAUUUCUACUGCCGCCUGAAGGUGCACAUGAAGCGCUGCCGGGUGGCCAAGAGCAAGCAGGUGCAGUGUAAGGAGUGUAAUGAGACCAAGGAUUCUAAGAAAGAGCUGGAGAAGCAUCAGCUGGAGGCCCAUGGUGCAGGGGGAGAGGCUGACGUCCCCAAGAAGAAGAAGAAGAGGCUUCCAGUGACCUGUGACCUCUGUGGCAGAGAAUUUGCUCAUGCCUCAGGCAUGCAGUACCACAAGCUGACCGAGCACUUUGACGAGAAGCCUUUCUCCUGCGAAGAGUGUGGGGCAAAGUUUGCAGCCAAUUCUACCCUGAAGAACCACCUCCGCCUCCACACUGGGGACCGCCCGUUCAUGUGCAAGCACUGCCUCAUGACCUUCACCCAGGCCUCGGCCCUGGCCUACCACACCAAGAAGAAGCACUCAGAAGGAAAAAUGUACGCGUGCCAGUACUGUGAUGCUGUGUUUGCCCAGUCCAUCGAGCUGUCCCGCCAUGUGAGGACCCACACCGGGGACAAGCCCUAUGUCUGCAGGGACUGUGGCAAGGGCUUCCGGCAGGCCAAUGGCCUCUCCAUCCACCUGCACACCUUUCACAACAUAGAAGAUCCGUAUGACUGCAAGAAGUGCAGGAUGAGCUUCUCCACUCUGCAGGAUCACCGCAAGCACAUCCACGAGGUGCACUCCAAGGAGUACCACGCCUGCCCUACAUGUGGGAAGAUCUUUAGCGCCCCCUCCAUGCUGGAGCGCCACAUGGUGACCCACGUUGGAGGGAAGCCCUUCAGCUGCGGGAUCUGCAACAAGGCCUAUCAGCAAUUGUCUGGUCUGUGGUACCACAAUCGGACCCACCACCCUGACGUGUUUGCUGCUCAGAACCAUCGAUCUUCUAAGUUCUCAUCACUCCAGUGCAGCUCGUGUGACAAAACCUUUUCCAACACCAUUGAACACAAGAAGCACAUCAAAACAGAGCACGCAGAUAUGAAGUUCCAUGAAUGUGACCAGUGUAAGGAGAUCUUCCCCACGCCAGCUUUGCUCCAAGUUCACAUCAAGUGCCAGCACUCAGGGUCGCAGCCAUUCAGGUGCUUGUACUGUGCAGCCACCUUCCGCUUCCCCGGAGCGCUGCAGCACCACGUCACCACGGAGCACUUCAAGCAGUCGGAGAGCACCUUCCCCUGUGAGCUCUGUGGGGAACUCUUCACCUCCCAGGCCCAGCUGGAGGGUCACCUGGAAUCUGAGCACCCAAAGGUGACGGGCACUGAGACCCAGGCAGCAGCCUCGCAGGUGGUGCAGGUGAUCCAAACCCCGGAGCCGGCCGCCGCAGCAGAGCAGGUGAUCACUUUGGAGGAGACCCAGCUUGCUGGAUCGCAGGUGUUUGUGACGUUGCCGGACUCGCAGACGUCUCAGACCAGCUCUGAGCUCGUGGCGGUGACCGUGGAGGAUCUGCUGGACGGGACCGUGACCCUGAUCUGUGGUGAGGCCAAAUGAGUGGCUGCUCAUCGGUGAAGGGGGCCUGCACUUGCAGCAGAGAGAAAGCUCCACGGCGGGCCCUUUGCCCUCUGUCCCUGGCUGUCCUGCGUGAUGAGCAUCUUAGCCCAGCACCAACCAAAGUGUUCUCACUUGGAAAAUAGAUGGAAGAAGUGUCAUUGUUCUCAUAGAACCAACAGUGCCAACCCACCGCCCUCCCACAGGCUGGCCAUGGCCUCCGUGACACUGUCCAUCCCUCAGCAGAGCAUAGCUUCUGAAAUAGAGUUGGAAAGCCAUGGGCAGGAGCUGGUGACCAGGUAAGCACAGAGGUGCCAGGAGCCCGCAGCCCUCUGUGCAGAAUGGCAGGUGUGGGGCUGCAGGUGCUGUCAGUGCCUUCUGCCCACGUAAGAGUGAGAGAAAAGCACCCACGGACCAUCCAGGGGCCCCAGUCUUGAGCACACUUGGCCCCUUCCUCCCAUCUCUCAUCCCCCCAGCUGCUGGUCAUGGACAGGAGCAGCCUGUGAACACAGCAAGGCCUCGUCUACCUGGGACUCCCACCCGGGCAGUGCUGUCAGCCCUUCCGCAAGCGAAGCCUGGGAGAGUUCCUGCUGGACGUGUUCAGUGGAGGCCAUCGGCUGCAAAGCCCUCCCUGCCCCUCCGGGAUCUUCGCGGUGCUCUGUACUGAAGGCUGAGCCUCGGCCUUCCCCAUGGCCCAAUCCCCUUCCCUGUCAACGCCUGCCUUCUGCCUGACCUGGAGCCGUGCCCCUCCCUCCGGAGCAUGUAAUAGAGCUCGCAACCCACGCCAGGUGGAGCAGUGCCCGUGACCGCCCCGGCGCUGCCUCCUGCCACCGUCCUCCACGCUGGGUGUUGGCCUGUUGUCUGCCUCUUCCAGGCUGCCACCGCUUCUGCAGGUCAAGGAUCCUUUGGAGUCUGAAUCGCACCAGGCUUUUUAUCUUCCGUUCCUAACAUGUAAUCUGAUAAUUAAUGGGUUGUGGAGUCCAUUAUGAAGUGCAAUUAGAUGGAUAUAGGUCCCCGCCAUUUGGAGAGAAUGACUAGCAUUUAUCUUCCUUUCCUCCAUGCCAGGAGGUUGGUCUGCUAGUGCAGUGUUUACACACAGGCAGGCUCGCUGCCACCUCGGGGCUUGCCCCCCUGCAGAGAGCAGUGCCCAAUGUGAUCACUGGCCUUCAAGCUCGAGGUGGCAGAAGACUAGCCCGCCCCUUUCCAAGCACAUUUCACAUCGCCAGGGGCAAGCAGGGAUAAAGAGUCCACGCUGGUCACGGGACAGGCUUUUAUCGCCACCACACACUGCUGGAAAGGCAGAGGUGGGCCCUUAACACUGACCAGUAUGUUCGUGGGCCAGGGCCUGUGCAGGCAGUGAGCUCCUGUCUGGGCCCUCCACCCAUAAUCCUGCCUCCAGGGUGUCCUCCUUGUGAUAUGCAAAUCGCUGGAGCUGGUCAGCUCAAGGGUCUUCAUUCUGAAGUCAAUGAUGUUUUCAAAGGCAAGUCGGCCUCAGAAGCCAAAAACUGACCAGAAGAUGGUGCUCAAACCUUUGAGACUUCGCCUCCACGUGAAACCUUCACAGCUUCUGCCAAGCCUGUCUGUCUCCUUAAGGUUUUCACCUGUGAGCUGUCAGCCCGGGAGAGCUCUCCAUCUGCAAGUGGCGAAAUGGCACUGACUCCCGCUGACACCAGAUAAACCCACUGAAAGAGUGGAGUGGCCUGUGCUUACAGCGCCUGAGGCCCAGCCCAGCGAUGAGGACACAGCUCCUCAGAGCCACAGGCUGCGGCUGGGAGCUGCGUGUCCUCAGGACAUCUUCCAGCCAAAACACAAAUGAAUGAAAAGGAAUUGCCGAGGGCCUGCAGGAGAGAGUGGUUUCUCCUUUUAAACAGUCUUCCGCAUAAAAAAGGUGCAUGUUUUAAACCCAGUUCGGAUCCUUUCCGGUGCUGAGAACCUCUUUCUUAAUUUCUGAUGGAGCCGGGCUGUGGCAGGACAUGUUUUCUCCCGUCACCAGCCCAGGUCGCCGUGCUGGGAGCUACACGGAAGCCAGACUGACUGCUGCUGUCAGACUCACCAGGGCACCCGCGUCGGCACGGCCUUGUGCUCAUUCUCGUGGGUCUGAGGAAGGGCCAUCCUGGGUUUAGUCUCUGCUCCGAGGGGACCUUUGCAACAUGCGGCAUUGGCAGUGACCUUACACUCUCCCUCUCUGGAGAUGCCCAGGUGUGAUUUUAUUGUAGAAAAAAUUUUCUAGCUCUAGCUGGCCAUUUUAUUCUUUCCCCCACUUCUGCCAGAGAGACCUUCUGAGUUACUGCCACAGAGGACACUGUUAUCGUGGCCUCGUCCAGCUCACCGACUUGCUUCAUGGCAGUGGUCUUCUCUGCCUCGUUGCUGUGGGUGCUGCCUGUGGCCUCCGGCUGAACGCGGGGCAUUUGCGGUGGUCUGGAGGAGUCCAUGGCUCCCGGAGCUCCUGAGACGCUGGUGAGGAGGGACAGGCAGGCAGGCUGCGAGCGGGAGUCUAAUUCGGUGGGAGUGAUGGGAGCCACUUAGGGACAGGACUUACCAUCCAGGUAAGUGAGAAGCGUGUAGAUGGUUCAGGAGUAGGAUGGCCGUAGGGAGAUGUCCCGCCCCUGAGCAGAGCCUGAGGCCAGAGGGGCAGCACAGGGGCAAAGAAGGUGUUUCCUCAUCUGUUUUUUAAAGCCCAUCUCCUGUCUCAGAAAACUGAGGCCAUGUCUUCAUGGUCUGCAGUGUGAGUCCUGGGGUCCCUGGAGAUUGCAGCCCUCUCUGGGGUUGCUUCAGACUCUCCUCCUGCUGACAGUGGAACACAUCAGCCUCGCCCCAGGGAGGGCCCGCGAGGGGCUGAGGAUGAAUGGGAGACCAGCCCCGUUCUCUGCGCCUGGGCUAGUGAGGAACUCUCCCAGGUCGAGAUGAGGCGGCCCUAAGAGUUCCUCUCUCACCCGGGUAAUGUGGCACCACAGGCUGGUGGCAGACUAAUGAGGUGGGAGGGAUGUGCCUUUAAAUCUGAUGUGACCAAGGAUGGAGGAAACUGCUCACCUUACAUUGAGUGGUUCUUACAAGCAAUGUUCCUAUGACACUGGAGCAAGGAAGCUGGACAGUGAUGGAGAAAAUGCUGGCAUGUUUUCAUCAGUCCUCCCCAAAGAAUGCAGCAGCCAGGCCUGCUCUGUGUGGCCCAGUGCAUCCCAGGGACCUUGGGCAGUAGGAGAAAAAGGAGGACUUGGGGUUGAAGGGAGUGUGAAGGCAAGUUGGUAACUGUUUUGGUUGCCAUGGAAAACCUUAGGACUGGUAGGACUUGGGCCAAAGGCUCAGAAGCACAGUCAGAACUCAGAAACUUCUACACCAUCGACAGCCUAUACGCACAGAAACUACCUGUGCUUUGGUGAUGACGUGUUGAGGAGAAAUGUAUCCCCCGGGCUAAUGUAAUUUAGGGGCUUCCAAAUCACAGAAAUGUUUGUCGUCUCCCUCCCCAGGCCAGCCCCACCCAUGGUCAGGACAGCUAAGCAGCAUGUGAUGCUGUAUGAAUAGGAUUACAAACAUUCAUGCUCACCUUGCACUAGUCUAUAAAAAUAAAAUAUGUACCUUGAAAAAC
This is a messenger RNA of Myotis lucifugus (little brown bat), 7509 nucleotides long. RefSeq names its product zinc finger and BTB domain containing 40 (gene ZBTB40). Gene Ontology annotation, biological process: regulation of transcription by RNA polymerase II. Gene Ontology annotation, molecular function: protein binding; DNA-binding transcription factor activity, RNA polymerase II-specific; RNA polymerase II cis-regulatory region sequence-specific DNA binding. NCBI's taxonomy places the organism in Eukaryota, Metazoa, Chordata, Mammalia, Chiroptera, Vespertilionidae. The record is from RefSeq and is a predicted model, not a curated record. Gene Ontology annotation, cellular component: nucleus.